AUGGACGCUAGCUUGGAGAAGUUAUUGCAAAAUGAUGGUAAACUCUUUCAACCUGGUUAAACCCUUUAUAAAAUAUAGUAUGUUGAAAAAGUUUUUGCUCUUUCAGAAACAUUCAAGCAAUUCUUGGAAGAUAAUUUUGAUGACAGAACAUAUGCAAACAACAUAAUUCAAAGUCGUGCCAUCAGCGAGUCGCUUGCCAGGUUGGCAGAUGGAAUAAACCUUCUGGAUAAAGAACUUCACGCGCAGGUCUGCUGUUUAAUUUUUCACCAAAAUUAAAGAGUUACAGUUUGAGAAAUAUAGCGAAUGAUUACGUUUUGACGAAAAUGUAUCGUUGUUUUGUUCAGAACAGCUGAUGUGGACAAAUUUAUUUGGAUGCAUGCAUAAUCACUAUUUUCCUCAUAGUUCCAGGCCACAUAAUUUUUUGUUUGGUUUGCGUAAAUGAAAAUGACGAUUUGACUGCAAAUUCAAACUAACUUUUCUGUAGCUUUCGUUCAAUUAAGGAACGCUUACCUUGUAAAACUUGAGAUGACCGUACAUUCUUUACGCAGUUUUUGUCACAGAUUAUGAUGAUCAGAUAAUUAAUUAACACAGACGAUGAUAAGAGAUGAGGGAUAUUUUUCGGAAAAGUAGCGUUAGUAAACAGCCCUGAAAAACUGCAUCUGUUCGCCCAGUUUUACAUUUAGAAUCGAAAUAAUGAUAGUCUUGAAAAUUGGGAAAUGAAACCUAAUGAACUGGUUUUUUUGAGCUGUGAUCUUCACUACUGUUAACGUUCCCAAGGGUUAUAUUUUAUAACAUGGCUUCACACCUUUCAACCCUUUGCAUGCACCCUAACAUUAGUUUGUAUAUUCUCCAUACUUUCUCUUUACAUUUCUUAUGGUGUUGACAAGGAGAAUUUGCUUAACAAUCAAGAGCUUCUUUAGUUGGUGAUCAUUUCCUGUCUUCUUGUGACCUUACAGUUUGAUUCAGGGGAGAUGUUGUGACGAGAACUUCAUUACUUUCCACUCAAAGGGUUUAAGGGUUAAGUUAUUUGGACUUAAAUUAGGCAGGUCUCCAAAAGGGUAAAAGAAUUGUUAAGAUUUAUACCUGCAAAUUCACGGUGGUAAAUCUUUCUUUUUAGUUGUUAUUAGACUUAAUAGGCUUUUUAUUAUUUUCUAGGUUGUUGAACACCAUGAAGAUCUUUUGCAACAGGCAACAGGAAUUGAAACACUGGAAGGUAAGAAACAGGCAUUUUAUAAUCAUUGGUAAAUACAUUUGUAAUAAUUUACUUAUUCUUAAUGUUAUAAGAGUAUUAUAAGCUCUUUUAUUAUGCCACAUACUAGCAAGUUUUAGAAGAGCUAAAAAUGAUGCUAUAAACAGUGUAACUUGCUUUCUUGAUAUAGAGAAAAUUAUAUUUUCUUCUUUACCAAACUUUUUUGUAACUAACACUCUUGUUUAUGAUAAAUUUAUAUAAGAAAUUUUUUAUCUCAUAAGGUGUUCUACAGAUGAUGCAAACCAGAAUAAACUCUUUGAAGGCUUCUGUUGAAAGGCAAGAUUUCAGUGCUCUUGUUAAUUCUAUUCAUUGGAAGUAAUCAGUUUAGUGGGUUACAUGAUAAUCUUUUUCAGUGAUGUAUAAUCAGCUGAUUUUUCCACUUUAACCAGAAUUCAACAGCAUGUUGUCGAACCAUAUUUUAAGAUUCAAUCAAGAACAGCUCAACUGCGUCGCCUUCAGGUAAUAACCCUUUACACCUUAAUAUUGUUAUGCAUAUUCUCCAUACUGUUCUCUGUACAUUUCCAAAGGUGUUGAUGAGGAGAAUCUGUUAAACAAUCAAGAGUUUCAUGAAUUGACAAUCAUUUCCUUUAUUCACAUGACCUUAAUGUUUGGUUCAGAGGGGAUAUUGUAAGGAGAAAUCAGAUGCUCGUCACAUUCAGGGGCUGGAGGGUCAAAAUAUAUAAAACAGUUAUAGUCAUGGUUAUUUAUCAAAAUUUUAAGGUAAUGUUUCCCAGAAAACUAGAUUACUUUCUUGUUUAAUCUGUAUCAGGAAGCCUGUGAUAUCUUGAGAAGAGUUAUAAGGGUGCUUUAUCUAACCAAACGGCUUCAAGGUCAACUUCAGGGUGGAGCAAGAGAAAUCACUAAGGCUGCUCAAAGUCUCAGUGAACUGGGUAAGGAAGUAGAAAAAAAGUGGAGUGAUUAUGCAGUGUUAAUUAAUGAAGUUUAUCUUUGGAUUCUGUGGCUAACAGCAUGCUCCAUGCCUAUUUCGAAGUGGUUUGAUCUGUCCAUUAACUAGUGGGAGAAGUAUAAGCACCUUAUAACUACCAAAAGCAUGGCAUUCCAAAAAAAUUCCUUCCAAAAAAAACCCGCAAUGUGCAUCUGAUUUUAGUUUUGGUGGUCAAUUCAUCUUUCAGAUUACCUUGUCCAAGGAGCAGACCUUUCUGGAAUCCAGGUAACAUUUAGCUUUUCACUCCUUAGAUCUUAAUGCCAGUUUUUUUUUCCUGUCCCGUUUUUAAUUUACAGAACACUUUACACCCUAACAUCAGUUAACAUAUUCUCCAUACUAUUUUGUACAUUUUCUAUGGAACUGAAAGGAGAAUUUGCAUGACUAUCAAGAGCAUCUUUAAGAUGGUGAUCAUUUCUUUUAUUCUCAUGACUUUAAUAUGUGAUUCUGCAGGGAUACUGUAAGGAGAAAUUAGAUGGGAAUCAAUCUCAAGGAUUAAAAGUCUAACAAACAUUUUACAUUUCAGGCAAUAGAAAAUGACUUGAAAGUGGCUGCCAAAGCAAGGAUAGAAGUGGAAAAUCAGGCAGAGAGAAUGCUAGCUCAGGGCAUGGCAACACAGGUACACUUUUCAUAAUGAAAGUAUACCUGAUUCUUUAACCCUUUAACUCCAGAAGAGAUUAAUAUAAAACUUCUCCCUACAAUAUCCAUACAUUCUUCAGCAAACAGGUAAUAAGAAUAUUCAUAUUUAUUGGGUAGAAGCUGCUAUCUUGAUCUUGGACCAAGUUGUCGUAACUAAUUUACAAGGAAACGUGUAGGAGCUACAGGGGAGAAUUAACAAUCAGAUCUUGGGACUUAAAGGGUUUAAGGGAUGACAUAGCCAAGUGUAUCUCACAAGAUUUACUUCUUAUUUCUCCUUUCUAAUUACAGCCAUAAAUUUCAAAGGUAGUUGGUCAAUAGAAUAAGGCCUCUUGGAUAAUGUAUCACUGUGCCUGGUUAGCUUAUGUGGAUGAGCACCGGACUACUGUGCAGGAGGUCAGGGUUCAAGACCCAGACCGGACCCACACUCAGGGUCUUAAAAUAACUGAGGAGAAUGUGCUGCCUUUGCUACGACAUCUGCAAGCAGUUAGACAUUCUAGUCUUCUCAGAUCAGGAAAAAAAGCCGUAGGCCCUGUCUCCUGCAUCUUCUUGGUACUGGUUAGUAGGGGACGUUAAAGAACCCACACACUUAUCGCAAAGAGUAGGGGACGUAGUUCCUGGUGUUGUGGUCUGCCCUAGAUUCUGAAAUUGGGGGCAUCUGCUAAAUCUCCUUCAAAAAAAAAUUGUAAACUGCUUAAUGUAGUCUGACCAAAGUCCCCCGCAAACUGUUGUAAAGUGCCAUGAGCAAACAUGGAUAUGGCGCUAUAGAAAUACAUCAUUCAUUCAUUCAUUCAUUGGAAUUAUCUGGAGAAACAAGUCAUUAAUCACUUCUACAGGGUUCUAAUAGUACCCAGGUAGCAGGUAUUAAUGAACUGGUUACCUACUUGUUGCCUUGACACAUGUCAUUUUACUCAUAAUUUACAAGUAAAUGUUUUUAAAUUUGUUCAUUUUGAAGUGUAGGAAUGAAAAAUGAGUAUAAAUUAGAAGAGAUCCUAAAAUUCAGGAGUAUACUACUGCAUGAGUCUAUAACUUCAGAAUUUCAAAGGGUAGCGUGAACCUCCUUUUCAGCAGGAGGUCCUUGAGGCUAUAAAAACUCUGACCCAGCUUUCUAAAUCACCCAUUUGUACCAUUAAACCACUGGUUCUGGGGAUUAAAUCGUUAAUGAUUAAAAAUUCUUCCUUUUGCUGUAGAAUCAAACCCAAGUGGCAACAGCUUUGCAAGUGUUCUACAACUUGGGCUCGUUAGCCAGCACAGUUAAUGAAGUGGUGGACAAGGUGAGGGAAAACCUGACAACCAGUGUUAAAGAAGCCUUGGAUCCUAACACUCUCUCACAGAUUCAACCUAAUGCAGGUAAAGAGAAUGAAAAAUUGAUCCAAUUUCUUUUCCUUAGACUUGUUGUACUUGAUUUCUUGUUGAGAAGGUGUCUCCUCUAAAUUACAAUAUGACCUCACCAGAAUCAAUGACUUUACUGUGGACCACUGAACCUAGAGAUCAUUAAGCUACCCGUUCAUCUUUACCUUCCAUCUUGUUCUAGGAGUUGCUUCCAUAAAUACCAGUCAGCAGGUUAACAAUUAGCUUUUAUAUCAUAUAAUUUAGGAGCAGGAGGUCCUGGGCGUGCAGCCAUUCCUACCCCAGGGAACACAGCAGCUUGGAGAGCCACUCUGUGGACCAGAUUGGAGCAACUUAUGGACUCUAUCUACUCUGCUUGUGGCCAGGUAGAGCUAACUUUACCUGAUUAGGGAUUUUAUUAUGGGGCCAGUCACCAAAUAUGAUCUACUAUUCUGAUCUAAAGCCUUAUAAGGCCUAUUAUUACAGUGCUAGUCAGGCACUAAAUAAUGUUAUUUUUUCACAAUCUCGUUUUUCUUAGUUAGUUUCCUCACAAGCUUUUAUUGAUUUUGUUGAUAGUGCAAUAAUUAAAGUUGCUUCACUGUCAUGUCCCAGGUUCAUCAUCUUCAAAAGGUUUUGGCAAAGAAACGAGAUCCUGUAACUCAUGUUUGUUUCGUGGAGGAAUUGUUGAAGGUAUUUCAUCCAGUCUUGAAAUCUGAAAAUGUAUAAAUUUAAAGAAAACUAAACCUGACUCAACUUCACCGUCUCGUUUCCUUUCAGGAUGGGAAAUCUUGUAUCACCUCAUUCUGGAAUUCAGUUACUUCAAUUUUGACGGAAGAAUUCGCACAGGCUGCCCAAGGUUAGUUGCUUUCUAGGGUCGUUUUACUCAAACACUGCAAGAAUUUUGUGUUAUUAUGGCAAACAGGAAAAAAAAGCUCUUCAGUUAUUGCGUAGGAAAGCGUGGUCUGUUAAUACAUUAUGUAGGAAACUGAUUGACGUGUUUAAAACAGAUAAUGCAUUUUAUUAUGUAAACUACGAUGUUUUACAAGUAUUUUCAGCCCUGAGGAAAGCAAUAACUGAACACGUGUAAAAUUGCGAUUUUUUUUAAAGCGUGUUUGAUAUCGCCAAACAGCUGCUGAUACGACAUUUGCCGUCAGGUCGUUGAACGAAUGGCAAAACGUUUACAUUUCUCAUUCCAAAGUCGUUUGUCGAAUUUUCUUGUCAGCAAAGGCCUAUUAUGUUUUUAUAAUAAACAAAUUAAAACACGGUUGCCAGCAGAUAUGGAAUUUCUUUUCUCGUGAUCAAGCACUAUCUCACUCGUUAACCGUGCUCACUCUUGACAUAUCGAGUUGAACGCUCGAAGAGAAAUAUGAAAUCUACGCGUGCCUAUGUAUUAUUCUCUAUUUGAAGUCAAUCUUCUUUAAUUAUUUGUUCGAUUCAGCCUCCACUUUUUUGAAGCAAGCAUUUGAAGGAGAGUACCCGAAACUACUACGGCUUUACAAUGAUCUGUGGUCUCGGUUACAGCAAUUUAGUGGUGCCUCAAAUGCUCCUACUCCUGGCAUUGUUCCUCAAAUUGAACCUUCCUUUAGUCUGUUUCCAAGCGCUGAGGACCAGUUUAGUUUGAGGUACGUUAAACAUGCUUAAUGUAAUGUACAACACUUAGGAAGCGGCUAGAGUCCCCAAAAGUGGGGAGAAACACUCGACUACAUGUACUUCUCCAGUUUCCCCCUACACUUCCUUCGUGCUCUAGCCGCUUCCAGCGUGCUUUACAACAGAACUGAGUACAAAAAGGUAUUUUGGUUUUAUCAACUGAGUUAAAACGUAAAUUGGCCAACGUGAAGAGUUUCAAAGAUGACGUUUCGAGCGUUAACCCUUUGUCAAAGCAAAUGUGAACAGACCAGAGCACAGUUGAGGCUUCUUUAUCUGUUAAAUAGUGCUAUAUUGUACUUUGUGUUACUUUUGUUGCCGAGAUGACACUGAAUAGUUAACAAUUAUUCCAUGCACAAAGCAUUUUCUAAUAACUAUCGAGCAACUUGGCUAAAUUUAGCACCAGCCAAUCUAUAAACAUUUUUUUUCGCAGUCCAGAGCAAGCCCUGAAGAACAGCCUAGCCCCCUUUGAGAUUGCCUACCUGUCGAGAUCUUUAUCCAGAUUACUGGACCCAAUUAACCUGGUGUUCCCAUCUGGUGCGCGGAACCCUCCUUCCAAGGAGGAGUUAGCCAGUAUUGCCAAGACGAUUUCAAGGUAAGAAACCAUGACUCUUGUGUGGAAUACGUUACGUACAUGUCAGUCAGUGUCUGCGCAUUCUUAAAUGCACCUUAUAUUUCCUUAAAAAAUACGAUAAAAUUGAAUAUUAGUCGGAAAGAUUUGAAACUAGAUUGAUUUGUAUUUUUCUUAUCUCUUGAUAAAUUAUUGUAACUCUUUGCAAAAAGGAAAAAAAAACUAAUUUUUUAAAAUAAUUGAAUGCCUUUUCGUAUCAUUCUAGUGAGCUGAGUGUGGCCAGUGUAGAUGUUGGACUCACAAUAACUGUAGCCAGAAAUGUCGCCAAAACAGUGCAGCUGUACACAGCAAAAUGUGAAGAACUGGUGAGAGACUUGGUUUGAUAUCUAUUUCCUUUCAAUACAACCUUAUAUUAGCCUGUGGAGCGCUUUUCUAUAGAUUGUCGUAGAAAAAAACCAAAGGAGAAAGGACAACACACUGUACCUUAAAGAGAACCUUGAGUAAAAACAACUAAACUGCCUAAAGCGCGGGAAAACGCGGGCGACGAAGUCGCGACUGGUUUUAAUUUUGCAUCUGGUUGGUCGAGAGAGCGGCUCGAGUUUUCUGGACCAAUCACAGAGCGAAGAAAAGAAAAACCAAUGCAAUCUCUGGUUACUUUCGACACUCAAUUACAAAUCGUUCUUAUUCAGAUGUCUUGGCGCUUAGUCACUGAUUUUUUACUAUAAAAUAUGAGCGCAGUAACUCAGGUCACUUCUUUCUAUUCAAAAAAUUGUGGCGAAAAAAGGGGCGACAACUCUGUAACUCUCCUUUUUGAAUGUUUUAGGGAGACAUCGUGUAAUUACUCCAGAAAUUGUAUAAACAAAAGAUUUAUAAAUCAAAUUUAUUUAUUCUCAAUUAAUUUAAAAUAUGUCUAAUAUUCAAUUGAAGUACUCUACAUCCGCCAAGGAGGUAAAGUGUUCGUUAUCUCAUUAUUUUCUCUAUUUCAUAUUCUCACUUGUUUUUUCCCCUAACUUAUCGCCAUUUUCUUUGCUGGAUCUAUCUUCACGCGACCAAGUUUCCGUUUCGUUUCUAUGUUCAACUGUAUUUGGACGUUCUUUGCUGUCGUAAUUAUCAGGGAAAUUCAGUUCUUCGAUGCUUGUGCUUAUGGUAGAAUUGCUGUAGGACUUUAUAGAAGGCCUAUCUCUUUCGAACUUGAAAUCUUUUCCAAGGUUUAACGAGGUUUGAUUUUCCACCCCUGCAGUUGAAGAAUAAUCCUUUGAAAAUUUGAAAAUCUCUCUCAGUUCUGUGUGCGACUUUGUUGUAUUCAGCUGAUACGUUCCUGAAGAAUCAGUUAGGUUCAUUAGUGGCUAUGAUUAGUUAAAAUUUCGCUCACACCCGCUCGUAACGUUUCCUGUAAAGCAUUAUCCAUGAAUUAAUUUUUCAUGCCUUUCGUAUGUCGGGUGCCAACGAUAUGCGAUCUAAACUUUGGAAGUAAUUUUCAUAGCAUUAUAGUUCAGUGGCUUUAAAACUUACUCCAGAAAUUGUAUAACUAGAUUGAUCUUACCACUUCAAAACUACCUCUAAAAUGCUCACAGAUAUACUUGCUAAGGCUUAAGGUUUGGCUCGCGACUUGCUAACUCCGAGGUUUUUCCUUCAUUGAAUGGGUCAAAUACUACCAUUCUAAACCUUUCCUAGUUUCUGUGACGUGUAGCGACCAUGCAGAAUUGUUACUACAGUACCCCCGACGGGAUGCUAGUCAUCACAGACUUCCCCACCCCUGUCUCUCCUUUUUUUUUUUUUUUUUUUUUUUAACUUUGGUUUAUCAACCCAUACUUACCAAAAUGACAACCGCUUCAACCUAAUAAGAGGUGGUAAGAAUAAGAAUCCGCCAUUUAUGAAGUAUUGUCAGAAUCUCCGAAGUAAUGUGCAAGAGAUAUAUCAAGGUGGUUAUAGAGGAUUAGAAAGCCCUUCACCACUGACCUGAGAUUGAGAGUGAGUCAGACUAGAGUCAGAUGUAAGUUGGACGCCUACACCGCUUGUCUGAAGAAGAGAAAUAGUUUAGUCGAGAAGAGUGCUCAUGACGAAAAUAUCGAAAGGGAAGUUUCUUUAUAUCGUGAAGUUACGUUACAUGUAACGCAACGCUGCAGCGAGAAGAACGUAGUGCGAUUUCUGCGAGAGAUGACUGUGUCAUUAGAGAAACAAGAUAUAGGACGCGACUAUGAAGGGAAUGAUAGCUAAGAGUUUUAAGCUUGUGCAGUCCGUGUCCAGGGUCUCUUUCCUAAUGAACCCUUUUCCAUUUUCUCAUAAUCAUUUAGGUGUUUUACAAUCUUACGUAUAUUUAGUUUUAGCUGUGGUUGCUCUGUUUCUCGUUUUGUGAAUUUCUACAGCAAGUAUUUUAACAAGUCGACAUAUUUGCUUUUCUUUGUUUCCUCUGUUCGCUUUAAAACGUAUUCGGUUUGGAUGACAAUGGGACCAUAAAACACGGAAACACGAACAACGCAUUGACACAAACCACGUUCUUCCUGUUCAUGGAUAAGUGUUCAUAUCAAUGCUUUUACGUAUUGCUUGAUCUUUACCUAUCACAAAACUCUCCCAUAUUUCAGUUGGUAGCCAAAAUAUCCACAUUAACCGUGAAAUCUACUUUAACCAAAGAGACGCUUAUACUGUUUUACUGAGUGCGCCAAAUUUCCUUACAUCUUACCUCGUUUACAUGGUAUCACACUUUGGAUUUCCUUCGCUGCGCUCAAAACGGAAGUGAAAACACUUGAUAACAGCGAGAGGCCUAGGGCCAAGUACAUUACACGUACUAUCCACAUGCCUCGUUCGUAAGGCGAGUCUGGCUCUUUGCCUUCAUUCGGUACCAGAUCCCCGAAGCCAAUCGUGCUUAGCGCGACGAAACAAUAAUAAACGCAGUCUAGGUAAGUCCAGCCGAAUUCUCGCUCAGAGUAGUAAUACAUGAUUCCUCCAAGAGGAAUCCAGAGCGUAAUGAGAAGGGUAUUUAUGGCAAAGCAUUUAAUAUGCUCUUGUGUUGGUAAUUCUCGCUCAAACGCAGCCUUUUCGAAGUAUUUAAUCAGCAGAUGAAUGCCAUAAUUGAUGUGUUCACCAAUGGAUUGUAGGGUCAGUAGAUUCAAUGGAAUGCCAAAGAGAGCGAAAAAGAUUAGAAACAGUCGACCUUCUUGUGUUUUGGGGGCCAGGUGUCCAUAUCCUGGAAAAAAAAAGACAAAUUGUCUUAUUUCCUGAUUCUGUUAAAUAAAACUACAGCCUUAUAGAGUGUGGUCAUUUUAAGGAAGCAACUGAGCUAGACAAUAAAUAACUUGUUAGACGUUUUGGUGUGUAGUGUCGCUGCGUAUUUUUACUCGUUGUUUGUAUUUUUACUCGCCCUACAGGCUCGUUAAAAUACGGCACAACCCGUAAAAAUACUCAGUGAUACUUCACACCAAAACGUCUAAUGAGAUAAAUUUAUGCUCUGCCAGGUGGUUUCAUUAUUUCGAUUGUGAAUGGGACCCUAGACUGUUGCCAUUCUCAUAAUACAUGUAGCUACCAAGCUUCAGAUUCGAUAUUAUUUAUCAUAUGUGCUUCUAACUUUUAAGUUCGUGAAUGAAACUUUUGACUGAGAUCAUUCAAAUGAAAAUCACUGAAUAUAACUUUCAUGUGAUCCUGUUUUUAUUGGUUUGACCUUAAGUUAUCAGUCCAUAUAUUACAAUCUAAUUUUUGGCCUAUUCAUAUAAAAGCUACCGUAUGGCUCUUCCAUAUGGUACUGUUUGAUAUAUUUACAUGUCAAUGUUUUUGUUCUUACGAUUUUUCACCCUUUUCACUGUAACAUUAAUAAUCACAUUCCCCACACUUUUCUCUUUACAAAAACUAUGGCACUGACAAGAAGAAGUUCUUUUGACUUUUAGGGUUUCUUAAAUUAGUGAUCAUUUCCUAUAAUCUCAUGACCGUUACAUUUAAUUCAAGAGCGAUAUUGUAAGGAGAAAUUAGAAGCCAGUCAUCCUCUUGUAAGAGGCGCGGUGGCCUCAUGGUUAGUGCGCUCGACUCCGGAUCGAAUGGUCCGGGUUUGAACCCUGGCCGGGGUCAUUGUGUUGUGUUCUUAGGCAAGACACUUUACUUUCACAGUGCUUCUCUUCACCCGGGUGUACAAAUGGGUAGCCGCUUCAUGCUAAAGGAAACCGGAGUUAAGCGCCGGCCUCACGGGCCACUUGGGCCUGUAUAAAGGCUUUACUUUUUUUUUACAUCCUCAGGGGUUAAGGAAGUUUUUGUCAAUGUUAAAUUUACAAAGCUUACUUCUUACCAAUUGUGGUUGUUACACUUCCAACGAAGUACAAUGACUGAUAAUAACUCCAGUCGUUGUGACUGUACUUGCAUCUGUGCGCCUUUUCAAACAGAAAACGAAGCUCCGCAAUAUAUAGGUCUAUGACAUCCAUGGUUUCGUUAAAUCUUUGCGUCAUAUUCUCCUUUAACUGAUCGAUUUUCUUUGCAAAGUGGGCACCAGUUGAUUGCCCAUCGUGCUCUAGUGCCGAAAAUAUCGCCGCACCCGAUGUGAGGUACACUAUUAACAUGGCAACUCGCAGAAAAAGUGUUCUUGUCUUCCUUUUCAUUUCCAUGUCUGUUCACUUGUUUGGAUGAAAGUUGAAGUUUUUGUUAGCGGAAGGUCUCCAGACUGCAGUUUUUCUGCGAAAACAUCAAAAUGUGGAGAGAGGUUAGAUCGCGUCAUUAUGCAAAAGUCGGGCAAAAUUUGGGAAUAUUUUCGCUAGUGAAUGGCUGGUAAUCUCUAGCUGAAGGAUUUUGCAUCUGAAUAGAAAUAGUAAUUUUGUUCAAAUAUUCUUUUGAGCAACGAUCGAGGUUACCUUUUUAACCCAAUAUGGAACCUUUUGGGCGUCGUGGUGUCUGAAAUCCCUGGGCAAAGGGCGAAUUCAGACAACUCUCCCUCUCUACUAGCUUUCCUUAUGGCAGCUCGACGAGUGUUUUUUGAGAAUAUGUCGCAACUAUUUGAAAAAAACUGCAGCAACACUUAAGCCUGCUGACAACUUAAACUUGGGUAACAAUGUCACCGAUACGAAGACAAUGCUGAUGGAUUAAGGGAGGGACAUUGCAAACCCCAAAUCACAAAAUUCUGAGCCUUUUUAAUGCCAUUUGUUUGUGAUAAUCCUCUAUAACGUCGAUUUUGUUGCUUUUGUUUUGCAUUUUUUUAUCUUCAUGUGAAUUUGGUUCUGGCCUUAGUUAUUAAAUUCGAUUGCAAGUUGCACAUUUUAGGCACGCGUUUUAACUUUUGAUGUUGUUUUUUUUACUCUUAAACUUUUUCAAGCUUUUCACUCUUAGUUGGCUAUCACAAACUUGUCAGAGGAAAAUUUGAAGUUCGUAUUUUAAUUAAAAAGAUUUAAAAGAUUUAGAAAGGAAAAUAAUUCCAUUUUGAAACCAUAACGAGUCUUACUAAAAUUUAUUUAUUAUGAUAAUGGCAACUAAACCAGCUGCGUUGUAACCGCAAUGGUAGAAAGUGAAACGUUGCACGAAUGUCUAAAAAUUCCUUUACGUCUAAAAUCACCGAAAUGCGCGCAAUUUUCGAUGUGGAACGUUUGUUUGUUCGGAGAUUUACCAGAGUUAUUUUUUUUGUAUAACAUUGUCUUUCAAUUUGCGUUAUGUAAAUCUUUCUUGAUUGUUCAGUUUAAUAAUUUAUAUUGGUUACAUUUUUUUAACGAAGCGAACUGUUAUUUGUUGCAAAAUCUCUCUUGUAACUUGACUGGUUCUUCAUGACACGAAUGGAGACCUGUGUCGUGCUACGAAAGUAUCGUUUCUUGUAAUGAAACCCUACUAUAGAGUUGUACAUUUUAAACUGAAAUAUUAAUUUAAAAGAACCGAUGCUUGUAGAUGUCGUUAGUUAAAAUCCGAUUCCGUUCCUAUUUCUGACUUACGAGUUCAGUCAAUUAAAAUUAUUUAGUAGUUUUUCAUCUGGUGUUGUUUCCUUACAUCAUUUUAUCAAGUAUAAGUGAUUUGUUUUUCCUUCAUCAUCAAAUUUUCAUCCAUGAUGAGAUUCAAAUAAUUUUACACUUGUUUUGUAAGUGGUGUUUGUUUUGCUUUUCAAUUUAUCCCUAACUUACAUAUUUUCGUCGACAAUGUUGGCAAAUGUCGCCUUUGAAAUGAGAAUGUAAGUUUUGUUACCCAUUUCAGGUCUUAAGGGAAUUCUUAGGUCUACCUUUGUAAGUUAUACGUACACAUGCAUAUGAUUAAGUGGAAAUAAUAAAAAAGAAGCAUUUUUCUUGAGUAUUAUCACUUGAACUGAAAUAAGUUAAUAAAACAUACACGCUUAAGAGAUCUAUUCUUACAGACAGCUGGGUUAAAAGAGAAACCUCUUGCGAAUGUUUUCCUUGUUUAUCAUCGUGGCCUAAAUAUAUACAACAUGUAAGGUUUCCGUGAGACAGAACGCGUCAACUUUGCAAAAGAAGCACAUUGAAACAAACCUUUCAAAGCCUUUCUUUGGGAAAAUGACUCGUUUUGAGUUUUACGUUUCCCAUUUUGUCUUCGUUGGUAGGGUUUUGCUUUGUACUUCGUUCGUUGCCUAAAAUCCUCUGUUUUACGUAUUUCUUCCUGAGUUGCACCGGUUUUAUUUUACACCAUUUUUGAGGGUAUUGUUUGUCAGCGGCGGUGAUUUCUACUUGCGGUUCUUUUAUGCUGUUAAGGGUUUUGAAACUCUUUGUCUCAUCACAACCGAUACUUAAUCCGUGCCGUUAAUUAAGAGCAAAUUUCCCCAAAAGUACGCGUGAAAACAAAAGAAAACAUGCUUUAAUUAGCAGGUUUUCUAAACGUGUACAAACAAGCUUGAAGUUUCUCAGCCUGCAUUACAGCUGAUUUCGACGUCAUCCAUUACUUUGAAUUGAAAGAUUUGGCGUUAACUUAGGUUUCUUAUGACAAUCUUAAGGGUCGGAAAUAUUUUCAAAGGUAGUCUUUCUUAAAACUGAGUUGUAUAGGGCUGCAAGGGGUUUCCGUCUUUCCUAGUCAAGCAGGAAAUAUGAACCUCUUUUAAUCUCUGUUUACAGUUUUUUAAACUCUUGUUUACAUGCUUAGGUUUUCCCUACCUAAUCACCAGCCACACAUUUCCCCUCCUCCCCCUCCCCCCCACUUUCUUUUUCUAGCGAUACGUUUGCUCGUUGUAGCUGCUAAUUGCAUAUUUCCCGCUCUUGGAACUGGAUACAUAUUUUCCUGCCUUUUUCUGGGUCUUUAUUGUCCUGCAUAAGUCCAAGACACUUAAGCUUCCACCCUUGGUAUUGGUUGAAUUUUUCUCUCCUUUUUGCUAGUUAUGUGAUACCUGCUCAUGCCGGAUUUAUACUUGAUUUUCCCGGACUUGCACUGGGUUCAUGAAUCAUGAUUUUCCCUUCCCGUACCCAUGUAUUGUCAUGGUGAUCAGAAGAGUCGUUUAAGAGUCGUUGGUGAACUGCUCUUUUUCCAGUAGAAAAUGUUAUAUUUCAUGAAACAACGUUGUGUUUUGGUGACGAAAACUGCGUUUAUUUCUCUGUACAGCUCGUCGCGGGGCCCGAAGGAAAUCAGUUAUAUGACCACGUGACUCCAGCUCAGCAAAAGAACGCUGCCAUUGUGAACAGUUUGUUUCAAUUACACCAAGCCGUGAUCAAGGUAACUGUUCAUUGAAUCUCACAUUUGAUUUCGCGUGAGAGAUGAAGCUGCAGUAAUUUAAAGCUGUAUAACUUCGGACGACAGGGUAAUUAAAGGAAAACUACUUUUUCUCUGGUCAUCAUUAUGUAUAAUAUAGUAGAAUUACAACACUCUGUUUUCUCGAUGUGUUUCUGCCUCCGUUGACUUCUGACUAAUUUCAACAUUUGUAGUUUAGCGUUUCACCGAAAACUCAUUUGAUGUUGUUAUUAACGUAAACUGUCAAAAUGUCUUCACGGCUGACUAAAAUCCUGUUCUUUGCACAAUGCCUUCCAUUUUAUUUACUUUUGUACUUCUCAGAUUGUGGAUGGUCUGUGGUCUCAGUCCCCUGGUGUUGCUGUGGAUGCAAUAUCUACCGGGUUACAGGUAAGAUUUUGCUUGUAGUGAAACCAGUUUGCGUUUUUGAAGUGCCAAUUCAACGACAGUCGUUUUACGUAGUGUCUUUGUUUUUUUUAUAUGAAUUAAAUGAUUUUCAUAUAUUUACAGUCAUUUAUUCAUCUCUUCAUGGGUUUAUUUGGAACCAACCUAACGACCAGCAACCAUUUGUCUAGUUAGCUUAGUUGGAAGAGCACUACACUAGUAUCGUCGAGGUCAUGGGUUCUAAUCCCGUACAGGCGUGAAUUUUUUCUAGGCCUUAUUUUCACUACGGCUUAAGUAGUGGUCAUUACUGCAAAGAUCGCUUCCAUAUUCAUUUAUUUGUCCGCAGUUCAAAAGUAUGAUUUUACAUCUUCACAGUCAUUUGUCUUUGUUUUGUUUGACAGUAAACCACUGUAAAAUGUCUCGGCGUCUUUUCAAUCAGUCAACGUCUAAAUUUCUUUUUGCUGGUUAUCUCCAAGAUGGCUCAAGACUCUGACAGCAAUAGAUUAUAUGAUAAUUUAAUCUGAUUAUUCCACAGGUAUUGCAGGGUACUAAGUUUUUGACCUGUAAAUUUCCACUUUGAGACAAAUCACACAGCUUAGAGAGGCAGAACAAAUUCGUUAGAUUGAAAAUUUCUUGAAAACUAAUUUUCUCAAUCGAUGUUAACACAUUUCUUUGUUAGCUGUUGUUAAAAUUCAUUCAUCUCGGUGAUGAUCAUUUCCUCAAUUCUCUUUACCCGCUUUUAUGACAUUGUUAGGAAAUUGUAAGGAGAAUUUUAGUACUAAUCACUCCUGAAUGCAAAAAUUUUUCUUCUUCCAUCUUAAACCGGCGCUAACUUUGCUAAUGCAAACUGUAUUCAUUGGAAGUUUGCUAGUAAUUGAUAUCUUCUUUUUCAACUCUAAAAAUAAAAGUCGAUUCUAUUUCGUUAAUUGGUUAUUCGAUAUCUUUCAUCCUUUCUUAAAAAGCCAGUUUAUCGCCGGCCGCUUUGAAUAAUUAUAUUAUAGUUAUAAUCAAGCACUUUCGUGCAUUUUUAUUUUUAUAUCUUUGUGGUAUCAUAUCUGAUAAUCUCUUGUCAAAAUUCUUUUCUUUUUCUUUUUUACCACAGAUCAAUUAGUCUCGUAAAGUUCCGAUUAUUUUAUGACGACCGGAACUUUGAUCAAACAAACAUUUUAUAAUUGAUCUUCUGCUGUAACUCAAAUUUGAUCUAUUGGUUUCUUUGCCCAUUGAUGCUUUUUUGUUGUUUUUAUAUUCAAUUCGGUAAUAAUUUUGCGGGGAAAAUUGUCACGAUAUUUUGGUAAAACUCAAACCCAAGAUUUUCUUACGUGCUAUUGGAAAUAAAGUUCAUAAAGAUGACCUAGUCCACUGGACUGGGGCUUCCGUGUAAGAAAAAGGUUUUAAAAAGGCAAGAAAUAUGCGCAGCUGGCGUGGAAUCGGAGUCCUUUAGUGAAAAAGAGUACAAAUGUUGAAUUAUAUUCGUGUUUUGAGUAUUCUUUUUGAGUAGUUAACUUAUUCGGUUUGAUGCGGCAGAGGUUCCAAGUUUUUGUCGAUCAUCUUUUGAGACUUCAACCACCCACAUUUUGGUUGCUUGGAAUAGUUUUUUGUGUCUAUAUGCAAUUUCGAGGUUUUUCCUGAUAUUGUGCCUUUCUUGUGCCUUAGAAUAAAUAAUUCCUCCUAUUUACAUAUAACCAGUGGGUAUGAAUUGACAUGGAUAUCCGGAUGACGCAAAAAACCAGACAACGAAGCCGAUAUACGGCCAAACAAACAAAAAAUCAGAAAACUUACAGGAACUCUAUGGUCACGAACGCGGUUAUAUGAAACAAAAGCGAGUUUUCGGUGACUUUUGAACUCGAGAGGGUCAGAUGUGACUUACGCACGCAGAAUAAACAUGUUUACUAUGUCCUGCUGGGAUGUGAGAAAUUGCACUUGUGAAUGAAAGGAUUAAGGAGAGCUGCUGUCAUUCCUAGAUAGACUUUGACAGCAUGGAUCGCUGAAAGCGGUCGAAAAUUACAUUAUUUUCGAGUUUCGCAAGUAAACAACUGAGGCAAUGGACCCUUAACACUAAGAGAAGGAAGCAAGCAAUUAUGAAUGGACGAGAAAGUCUUUUAACGGAUAUUCCCGUAAACAGACAGCUAUAUUUACCACAAAUAUUCUUCCUACGUAACCUUUUAAGCCGCCUUUUACAACUUCACCUGUUCUUCUAUGAGGCUACAGGCAAAACUUCUUUUUGUUCUAUAGCGUAAAACGAGUGGUACUGCGAUAGUGUGUUCUGUUCUUGACGCCGUUUUUAACGGAUAAUUACCACCUCAUUUUGUUAUUCACCCUAGUUAAUUUAUUUAUAAAAAGAAACCUUCUCUAUAGUACGUUUUACUGUUAUUGUAAUUUUUGUUUUCUGCUCGAUAUCGUUGCUUAAGAUGUUGGCUGUUGUCAAAACUCGGUUAAUAAGACUCCACCGUUCAGGUUGAGUUUUUUUCGUAUGUGGCUUCAAACAAUUACAAGUUUCCAGAAAAUUUCGCGUAAUUGAUUGUAUUUGUUAUUCUUCAUACUAUCCCGCACAUUGAUUUGUCAAGAUUUAAGGGAGAAAUGAUAUUUUGAGAUUGAGGUAUUUCCUAAACAGUUGUUCUCCCAGGAAACCGUCCGCCAUACGCAAGAAUGCAUGGGUUGUGAAUUGGGCAUGCGCAUAUGCGCAUAUUUUUUCGAAGUCGGAACAAUUUUUGAUAGAGACCACAAUAAAACGAUAGAGUUGGCCUGUUUCUUCUACACCAAUUAUUCUAAUCUCAAUUGAGAUUUUUUUCGCCCAAUGUUAAUCUUUCUCUAGCUUCCAAAAAACUUGCAUGUUUGACAUUCUGACUUUUACCGACUCGAUUUUCUUUUAAUCGUGCAAGAAAGCUUUAUUGUGAAUUUUUGCAUAUGUGUUGAGCUCGCAAAGCGAGUCGUAUUUUCGCGUACAUCGUGAAAGCACUUUUGUGUGAAGAACAAAAGUCGAUUUCCAAACUUGUCAUUUGGUGCGAGGCUGUGAGCAAAUCGUAAACAUUACCUAUUGUGUCUGAUUCUCAGCUGUGCAUAUGUACUCCGGCAGUUUUGUUCAUCUGUGGAAGACAAAUUAAGAUGAAAUGCGCUUUCUAAUUGAAUUGCUCGCGGAUGUUGCAAAUGACAUUUCGUAUGUUGUGUUUUUUUCGGAAGUGACAAAUAUUAAAUGCUCACGAGAAGAUUGAGUGGUCGCGCUUCCGCUAAAAUUAUCCUACUCAAACUACUCGGUAUUAUUUUAAUGCAUCCGAUUUUAUAUUCCCACCACAAAAUGCUCACAACUGAAAAUAUUCUAGACCCAAAGUUUAGUUUAACAUGGAUAAGUAGAGGGAAAUUUUCAAGGCAUUUCUUGUAAAUAUGCGUAGGUUUUCGUUUGAUUUUGUUGUACCCGUGCUCAUACACACGCGAAAGAUUACAACGCGUGCGAUAGUUGUAUCAAUGAAGUGUUAAAUCAUUUUUUUUGCUAGAAAAUAGCCCUUUAAUCGAGAUAUAUUGGGGCAUGAAGUUUUUUUAGGUUUCUUUGUUCGCGCUGAAAUAGCGAGGGCCGUUUUUUUGAAGCAGAUGCGUAAUACUUACUUUUUUUUCGAAUAGAAAUUAUAUGAGUGAUACGGCAGAUUUUCGAAUCUCCAUCAUGGGCCAUUCGCAUUCGGAUUUUUACGUUUAUCGUCAACAAUAUGGUGGUAAAUAACCAUUAGAUGUUGAGGAACAGUAUAAACUUUAUAAAACAACCAUUUUUGUUUUCGUUUCCAAACUUUGUAGUCUAGAAAUUUUUCCCGGUACAAGAGAGGAAAGUUUGUUUAUUCGAACAUGUUCGAUCAAUUAUUUUUAACUUCAGCACCAUCUAGUCUCCGUUAAUUGCUCCUAGCUUAGGCGUUGAAAAGGAAUGAAAAGAUUUAACUUUUUGUUGCUCCUUUGAUCGUUGAAUAAAUCCCCUUUCUUUUCAUUUGACUUUUGGUUUAAAUAAUUUCUGAUCUUAAUUUCUGAAUUUUAUCUUGAUUUUAAUUUGCGUCGGGCAAUAACACUCAUUGAGCUACACUUCUCAGAAGCGUAGUAAUCAUAUUUUUUGCUGUUCUCUCCGGCGCCCGGUCUCAGAGUUAUGACUUUUUGAUCAUAUAUUUAUUUGGGUACUAACCUUUUUUUCCGUGGCUGCGUUGCGUGUGAUGUUAAGAUGACUUCAAAGUAAUACUAGUGAAGCCACAGAACUCAUCAAGUCUUUUUAAAACUCAUAUCUCAUCCAACACGAGGUAUUUUUUUAUUCCAUCGCCUUUUGUCCAAUGGUAUAAAUUUUCUCUUGUAUCCUGUAGUUAACGAUAAAAAAACAGAAAGUUACGCACGAACUUCAAUCUACUACGGGUUUUCUUCGUCGUUGCAAAGCGAUUUUGUAGAUUAAUAAACUUGCAUAGACAAGUUGUUCCUCCAGGCAGUUUUCGAUGUUAUGUUUUUCGGUUUUGUUUACUGGCCUGUUGUCUCGUUUAAAUAAUUCUUCUCUCUUUCUUGGCUGUCCUAAUGUUAUCUUCUUCUACGGUAAUUCAUGGAUGUCAUGAAAAUUCCGUGUACUUUGAAUUGCAAAUGAACCGUCUUCGUCAAACAAUUAAUCUCAAUUCAACUGGUUUGUUUUCAGGGGAAUACCAUUUUGUUGAUGAAGCGACUCUUGCUCUGCGAUUCAAUCAUUGGCUUACACAAAACACAUUUCUAAUUAAAAUUUGGAAUUUACUACUCACUCGAAAGCGCGGACAAGCGGGCCUCUAUUUUCAUUUGUCAAGGAAAGAAAAGGUUCUUAUUAGUACACAGGAGACACGAGAAUGUUUAAAUGAUUCCAAAUGUCUCUUUUCAAAGUAAAGGCGAUUCAACAGAUUAAUGGUCCAUUUCUUGCUGGACAGAGUGUCAGUGCAAGUUUAAUUUAGUUAGAAUGUUCAAUUCAUCGCGUUCUCUGACCUCAAUUAGUUUUUAUCACUUCCACGCGAGUAAAUUAAAAAUUUCUCGUCAAUUUUUCUUAAAUUACGAUUUAAUUUGUGGUAAUUCAACCAGGCGAACUCUUGGAUUUCAGUGAAUGCGUUUUGCAUGUUUCUACGCAAAUUUGAGCCUUUUAACGAUUUUUAAAGCUGUCUUGUCCAUACGACAAGAAUCGAACUUGGCCGAUGGUUUUGGAAACGCAUUCAAAUUGUUUAUAACCUUUUUACGUCUUAUGUUAUCAAUGACUUCUUAAUUUCUCCGAGAUUCCUCUGGUGAAAGCUAAUCAAUUGCAAAUCUUACGGACAGAGAUUCUGUCGUAACGUGAACUAAUUUUCCAUAAAAUUGUAAUCGAUCAGCGAAAUUGACCACCUAUUUGAUCAUUUGACGUCUAGAUCCGCAUCAACACCAGCUGGUUGAACGCAAAAUGGCGGUUAAUUAACUUCAAUUUGAUACUAAACCAAGCGGUUUUACAUGCCCCCGACUCGAUGAAAACAAUGUCUUAAGACGCAAAUUACCUUGGCCUGUGUGAUGUUCAGUUUUGUGGAAAGGCACACAUCGUGAGCAAGCGCUUUUCGUGCUGAGUUGCCAACGUUAAUUUAUUAAUUAUAAAUGCCCCCCCUUCCCCCCUUAUACAUUGAUAAAGAUCGCUUACUCUAUUUCAAUACACAAUGGUAAUGAGCUGAAAUCUAUCCUUAUUUACAGAUACGUGGGCGGAAUACUCAAUUUCCAUACGUAGUUCGUGUGCGUUCGCGAACGUGAUUUUUUUGCUUGAGUUGAAAAUGAAGAAAAAAGCUGGUUAUGCUUUAUUGUAUGCUAAACCUUACAAACAUGUAAUGCUAACAUACUAAUGACAUGAUGAAUUUACAGACUUGUCCGACUAUGUUCCGAAAAUUAGCCGAGGGUCGACUGAAUGUUUCACGACACUUCAUAUUCUCGACUAUUCUCGACUAAGAUUAAAUUGAAGAAAGAUGUUUUUUCGUCUUGUCACGAGCUUGGGACAAAGAAAAAUUCUGAGUCCCCACGAGGAAUCGAACCUCAGAACUUCGGAUUCCGCGCUCCAAGGUCGGGGGUUCGACUCCUCAUGGGACUCAGAAUUUUUUCUUUGUCCCACGCUCGUGAUAAAACGUAAAAACAUCUUUCCUUAUUUCUAUACCGAGCUCAAAACUUACCAUCUCUCUUAUUCUAACUACAAAGAUUAAAUUACGUUCGACACCAUAGUGUGUUGGGACAGCGGUUUCAUAUUCACCAUGGGAACGGGAAUUAGGUGUUCGUGGGAAAAAAACUUUUUCGAUGUGACGUGAUGUGCUGUGGUUGCUUUUACACACCACAAUACCUGACAAACCCAAGUUUUGUCUUACGAAGGUUUUUUUUUUGUUUUACUCUUCCGUUAGACAAACAAAGAAACAAACAAACAGACUAACCAACAACAGACACGCCAUCAGCUGAUAUACAUGUUUCAGAGUAAUGUCAGUAUCUAAGCAACUGUGCACCUACCCCUCCCUUAACCUAACAGCAGUCAACUGAUAAUAAGUGAGAUUUUAUGUUUGGUUUGGGGAGGGGUAGGUAUGCAGUUGCUCAGAUACUGACAUUGAACCCGUAUUUCCCUGUUAUUCCGUUCUGGACAAUGUCGUAUCUUUGUCAGUGAUGAGAUUUGUUUUGAAUUAAUGAGAGCUGAUAGGCUGUUUUUCUCCAGUAAUAUUGACCUUAAAGUUGAUUAUUUUUGCCUCAGGGAAUUCUAGCGCUGAUUAAUUCGGCUUUGGAUCCACUGCUUGAUGCGAUCAGCCGUGAUUUGGAAAACCAUAUAUUCAAGAUGCAUUCCGAAGAUUUCACAAGGUGAGUCCAUGCACUUCCUAGAAGCUUGGAAGUUUGCGACGUUCAAACUUCAUCGUUUCUCGCACUUAGGAGGACAACAUGCUGCGAUUAUAGUCAUUAAAAAGUAGUCUAGUAAGAAUUGCAACUUUCGUAGAAGGAAAACAUUUUAUAUUUUCCAACUAUUGUGAUAUAUUUAAGGUUUUGCGUCGACUGAGAGAAAUUGGUCUUUUUUUUUUUAAAUAAAUAACUGCUAUUAUAUUUUUGAUUGUAGUUCCACCUUGUCGCGUGACAUUGCUGAUAACCCGGAUGCGCCAUGUUCUGGUUACAUUCAAGACUUGCAGGUAUGGGCUGAGGAUUACCUUUGUUAACUUUGUUGACCUUCUUUGAACCUUUUAUCUUCUUACUCAGAGGAGGGGAUCCUAUGUGUUUUGUCUUUCAGGAUUUUAUUAUACACGUUCAAAAGAACUACAUUGCACUUUAUGAGUGCAGAGAAAUUCUCUCGCAAAGGUAAGCAACACGCAACCCUUUUUUGAUUCAAUUAUGUGCACCAAAAUUUGUCGACUGAGUCGAAUCUGUGAUCAUCUUAGCCGAAAGGAGAAUAAAAAGGAGGUGUGGGAAAUCAGAGAUUGUGCCAUUCGUCACGGCUGCGUCGCUAUAACCAUUUGACUUCCAGAAAUGAUCUUCUCCUUAAAGUAUUAGUACGCUUUGCAAUAAGCAAAUGAUGAGGAUAGUGAUACGUAUUAGCCAGAAGGAGGCGGCUUGAUAUGGCAUCAAAUUCUCUUCGUUAAUAUAUAAAGAAAUGUCUCGUAGUCAGAGGAGAGAAUUACAAUGCCCAUCGUUGGAUUAAAUACAACGCUACGCAGGCUGCUUGAGUUCAUAAGCUCUCAACAACACUGUUUCCAUGGUAACUGCACAUCUAGUUUUACAGUUCAACAUGCUUCUUGUCUUUAGUUGUUGAAUCCUUCCGCUUUUUAGGUUGGAAGAGAUCGUGUGUCGAACUAUUGAGCUGUUUGUUCGUCACGCCAGUCUACUUAGAGCCAUUGGCGAGGGAGGAAAACUGAAGCUUGCUGCUGACAUGGCUCAGGUAUGCUGUUUUCACAGUUUCAUUACUUAACCAAGGAUUCAGGAUGGGAGUUUUGUUUAGUCUUGCUGUUGUUGAGGUGAAUAACUGCCCGUGUUGACCCAGGUUUCCGAAGUAACUUUCCCCAUUGACACACCUGCAUUCCCAACCACAUUUACUAGGUAACUUACUAUAUUUGUUGUUGUUUUUGUUUUUGUCUAGAUUGAGUUUGCUGUUGGUCCAUUAUGCCACAAAGUGUCAGAUUUAGGAAAGUCCUACAAACUUUUGAGAUCUUUUAGGUGAGAUGUGCGUAAUUGUACGUUCUCCAUCACCCGUGUUUGCUAGACGGAAGGAUAUAACAGUGUACCGACAGGUAGACAGACGGACGGACCAACGUACAUGGACAGACGGACCAACGAACAUGUAGUAAGACAUUCAGACGGACGGACAACUAGACAGACAGGCACGCGGCCAGGCGGAAGGAUAGAGACUCACGGACGAAAUUGACAAAGAGGCAGAUCGAUUAUUCAGCAGUGAGACGAAAAAGGCGGACUAACAAAGAGAGAAACACAGACAGGAAGACUAAAAGACGGUCAGACAAACUGAUGCACAGUUCUACGAACGGACGUUCGUGCGGACAGACGGACGGAUAGACAGACCGACGGACAGAAGUACGGACAUACGAACGGACAGGCGGACGGUCAGAUAGAUAAAGAAACAUUUAUUCGAUGGAUGCUGUCAAGCACACAGCUGCAUCUUCCAAAAGUGUUAAAAUCAUUUCUUUUUUCUAGACCUCUAUUAUUUCAAACCUCUGAAGAUAUUGUAAAUAAUCCGGCCCUUGGAGAAAGUCUUCCUCACAGUGUGGUAUUGCAUCAUUUGUUUUCACGCGCUCCAAACGAACUUAAAUCUCCUCACGAGGUACGUACCUUCAUUUUCCAGCCCUACGGGCUUUCUUUUACACAGACAUCCUUUGAAGUUUCUUCUUUAUUAAGGUUUAUCUCUAAGGGUGCGAAAUUGAUAUCAGAGGGAACGAACUAAAUAUAAAUAUAGAUCAUUUUGAAUUAAGAAACGACCGUUUUAUUGCUACGGUUAGAAAUUAUCAGCCUUAAGACCCUAGUACUUCUGGAGGUGACUGACAUGUUACUUCUCCCUAUAAUAUCCAUACACUGUCCAGCAAAUAGGUAUUGAGAUUACUCCAACCUCUCAGGUAGAAGUGAUCUUGAUCUAGCAACAAAUUCUCGUAACCAACUUACAAGGAAAUGUGUAACAGCUAUAGGGGAGAAUUAACAUUAAGAUCUUAGGGGUUGAAGGGUUAAUAGUAAAAGACUGCCACUAAAAAAAUAUGGUUUAGCCCUGUUAUCCACUUGUGCGCAAUCAAGCCCUCCAUCAACUUAACUCAAGAUUCAUUAAAAAUUGUUGGGCCCACGGUUUAAAUCAUCAUGUAAAUCGACUUCAGUGUUGCUGAUACAGAAAUUUUGAAUCCAGUUUUGAAAGAGAUCCUGGAAACUCGCGCCCCCUUGAAAGAAUUCUUAAACUUAUUGUGACUCGGGAACUCGCGUUCUCUCGCGCGUCAAGCGGUUUGCGUGUCUCUACAUAGAAUUCCUAUGAACUUUCGGUGAAAUUACCUUUGUUCUGACAAGCUGUUGUGACUGCUUUGGCUCAGGUUUUACUAAACUCAAUCGAAAAGCCGUCCUUACGCUGCAUGUAGUAGUAAGUCAGCUAAAAUUAAUUUUGAUUUGUCUGAAGGUGGCAGGAUGGUCAUUGGGUUUCUACUCUCAAUGGUUGGAUGAGCACACAUCAGAGGAAGAGAAACUUGCACUUAUUGAGUAAGGGUGUCAUUCUGACCAAUGAGAAGUUGGUUUAUCCAUGGGGUAGAAUGUUCGUCAUAAUAAUAACUAUCGAUCAGUCAAUAACUUGGUCGGCCUGUCUGGCCGGUCGUUUGGGCGUCUAAGGUUACCCCGUAGUACUUACGGCCCACCCAACUGAAUUUCCACUUGCUCGUUUGUCUAACUGACCAUUCGUCCGUUUAUCCAAUCCCCUCCCCUCUCCCCCAAACCCGCUUUUGUCUAUCUGUCCAUCCGUCUCCUUCUUUCAGUCUGCCUUUUGGUCAGUUAGAAAGUGGGACAGCCAGUUAACUCAGACAUGUUGCCAAUUUUAUUUCAAGCAGUCGGUUGAUUACAGGCGUUAACAAGUGUCUUUACCAUAAGUGACUGUUUAUUUGUGAUUUGCAGAGGCACACUGGAGGCAUACGUUCAGUCAGUCAGAUCGCGUGGAGAAAAAGAAUUUGCACCAGUGUAUCCCAUCAUGCUGAGGAUUCUUCAAGCUGCGAGAGCUACACAGGGCUCCUAAUACUUUGCUGACUGGAAGAAAAACAAACAAACAGACAGACACGAAAACAACAACAACAACAACAACAACAACAUAGGAGCCAAAAAAUAACGUAGCAUAUUCCUGGAGUAUAUUUCCUUACAGCAAGUCUGUGAUAGAAGGUAGAAUUAAGUUAUUUUUUAUUGUUGGUCGACAGAAAGCAGGGAUAUGAUACUGAGUCCAUUGUGUAUAUAGCGCCUUAUGUAGAAGGCACCGAACAUCGAACACUUACUCCUUACAUUCUUGACCCCUUACACCCUAAAAUCAGUAUGCAUAUUCUCCAUACUGUUCUCUGUACAUUUACUAUGGUACUGACAAGGAGAAUUUGUUUAACAAUCAAGAGUUCCUUUAGUUGGUGAUCAUUUCCUUCAUUCUCAUGAUAUUAAUGAAUGAUUCAGUGUAGAUAUUGUAAGGAGAAAUUAGAUGCCAGUCACUUUUGAGGGUUAAAGGGUUUAUUAGUUGAUACUGUCCUUUAAUUGAAACACAUUCCCUAAAUGUUCGUAAGUUCUGUGUAACGCCACCGAAUCAUUAAAAGGGAAAUGGAAAAGGGUUUGGUGGAGAAACGAAGGGUGGUACUCAUGUAUUUAGAUUUAGUAUGUAAAAAAUGAACAGCUAUUGUAAGCUACACACUGCUACUUCAUGUUUAAUUUAUUGAGAAUAUAAUAUUUAGAAAAUUAUAUAGUCGUAAUGUACCGGGAAGAAGCGAUUACGUCAAGAAUAGCCUUUCCGCGAAGUAAGUGCCGUACCAAAGGGGACUUGGAAAGUAAGGCGCUGAAAGGGACUUCUGGAAGGGGACUUGGGAAUAAAAGGACCUUGGAAAAGAGGGACCUAACAGAUACAUGGAAAAUGGAGACUCAAUUGGGGCUUUGAAAAUAUAUAAGUAAAAGGAACUUAGAAUGAAGGGCCAAGUAAGAGCAUAGACAAUAGGAACUUGGAUGGGGCUUAGAAAUCAUAGGAACUCAAGAGGGGCUUGAAUAAAUGGGACCAGUAAGGACCGAACAACAAGGGACUUAACCUGGGCUUGGGAAUUAAGAGGAACUGGGAAUUAACGUGGAUUGUUGAAAAGGGGAUUUGGAAAAGCACCGCUAAAAGUGAAGACGUAGCGUGGAGUCUUGGAAAUUUCUGUGAAGAUUGAAUAAGAUUUGACUAAAACAAGAUUGUAGUUCUUGGACUUAGAAGCCAAUAGAAUAAAGGUACUUGAUAGAACUCAACUUUAAACUUUGCACGCGUGGAGAGUUAGCAGUUAAUGAAAUGUUACACAAAACUAACGGCAUGCGAAAAGGGAAUAUUCCGACGGGUUUGCUUGCUCCCCUGGCGCUGGUUCUGCUGAGUACAUAUUUAACUGAAAAGGAAUGUUUGGAUCUUGGAGUGUGACCUUGGUAUUUUAAUUCUGAGGUUAGGAUGCAAGCUGAGCCAUAUGUGAGAGUUUACCCCCUUAUUGAUACUCUCCUACAUUGUAGACGGCAGAUCAGAUCUUCUUAAGAAUUAUUUUGCUAAAAUAGCACAUUCGCCCAUAUUCGUGAGUUUCCUCGCCUAGUAUAUUCACUAUUAUACACUACUGUACAAACAACGGUGAAGAGGACUUCCUUCCAUGAUAAAAUCUUAAAUGUUUGUCUGUUUUAUCCGGUAAUUAACGUAGUUAUCUACCAGGGGGUCUUGUGAGGCAUAUGAAGAUAUUUACUCACGGCUGA
Molecule: messenger RNA, 26274 nt
Organism: Pocillopora meandrina
Lineage: Eukaryota; Metazoa; Cnidaria; Anthozoa; Scleractinia; Pocilloporidae
Source: the annotation of a GenBank genome assembly